AUAUCAUAAUCUAAAAUAAUACAAAAUAAAUAGGGCAAAAAAAUAUAUAUCUAACAAAAUAUUUUAAAAACGUUACAAUAACCACAAUUUUAUAUACAAAAAAGUCAAAAAUGUACUAAUACUAACUAAUUUAAUGCACUUAACCCACAUCUUAAAUACCUAUCUAAUCAUACACUUCCUAAUUCAUACACCACUCAUUUCACUUAAGAGACCUCAAUAUCUACUAUCUACACUACACACCAAAUAUUUCCCGUUCCUCUAUUUUACACUUACAACCAACAAUGAACAAUCAAAACACCCACCAUAUCCUUCUCAUUGCUGCCUCUGCACAAGGCCACUUAAACCCCACGCUCCAACUCGCCAAACGCCUCACACGCGCCUCCCCGACUCUACACGUCACCUUCGCCACCAUGGCCACCGCAAUUUGUCAACUAAACCUCCCGUCUUCUGAACCCUAUCUCGGCCGUCUUUCUUUCGCCACCUUCUCUACUGGCUUCGAUGACGGCGUUAAGCCCACCGACGACCCGAAGACCGUAGCCGAGAAAGCAAAGCGCGUGGUGUCCACUUCCCUACAUAAACUCAUCACCACUCUAUCCAAUCAAGGACGCCCAAUCAACCUUUUAGUCUAUAGUCUGAUGCUUCCUUGGGCUGCUGACGUGGCGCGUGAGCUUCACGUGCCAUCUGCUUUGUUGUUUAUCCAGUCAGCAACCACCUUUGCAAUUUAUAACCGUUAUUUUAACGGUAAUAACGGAAGUGAAGUUAAAAGCCCUAAAAUUUGCAUAGAAUUACCAAAUAUGCCACUGUUUGAAAGUUGUGAUAUUCCUACUUUUCUCCUGCCCUCAAGUCCACACUAUUUUGCUGCUCCUACAAUUGAGGAUCACCUUAGAGCCCUUGAUAAGGAUCUUAAUCCAACGGUUCUUAUUAAUUCAUUUGAUGCACUUGAAGAAUCUGUGAUUAACAAUUCAUUUAAUCAUGAUGAUCAUCAUCGUGUAAAGUUGAUCACUGUUGGACCGUUGAUUCCAUCUGCCUUUUCUGAUAUGAUUGAUCCGUAUGAUGUAUCAUACGGCUGUGAUUUAUUCGAGAGGUCUAAGGAGUAUUUAACAUGGUUGGAGAAUCAAGAAGAGAAGUCAGUUAUUUAUGUUUCAUUUGGGAGCAUGACCGUUGUAAAAAGGAAGCAAUUUGAGGAGAUAUUACAUGGGCUAGAGUUAACGGGCCGGCCUUAUUUGUGGGUAGUAAGGCCCAUAACGCAUAACAAAGUAGUGGGUGAUGAAGAUGAGGUUGUUAUGGAGGAUAUAAUCAAAAAUGGGCUUGGCCCAAUUAGCGGAAGCCCACAAGAAAAAGGGUUAAUUGUGCCUUGGUGUAACCAACUAGAAGUAUUAAGUCACCCUGCAAUUGGGUGUUUCUUAACACAUUGUGGAUGGAACUCGAUAAUAGAAAGUCUGGUUACAAGCGUUCCUAUAGUUGGAGUUCCACAGAUAUCAGACCAGCCUACCAACGCAAAGUUGGUAGACGAGGUUUGGCAAGUCGGGAUUAGGGUAAAAAAGAAUAAUGAUGUAGAUGGGGAGGAGGUAAGACAAUGUAUAGAGAUAGUAAUGGGUAAUGAAGAGAUUGGAGAAGAGAUAAGGAGAAAUACAAAGAAGUGGAUGGAAUUGGCCCUAGAAGCCAUAAUGGAAGGGGGUUCUUCAUACAAUAAUAUCGAAUGUUAUAUAAAAAGUAUUCAAAAUGUCAUACCAAAAGAGAAAAUAGUUAAAAUGGUGGGCCCUUCAGAGGAGAAAGAUCAAUUAAUACUUCUAUUAGAAGAAGAAGAAGAAGAAGUGGUAAAAAAUAUGGAACCACUUGAUGAGGUACUUUUAGAGAAGAAUAAUAUAAUUGAUGAGGUGGGAAAAUCAUAGAAAUCUAAUAAGGAUGAACUUUAUACUUUUUAGCAAAGUGGAAGAGGAAUAUGCUAGUGAGUACUGAGUAGUGACAGACUGUUUGUACUUAUUUCCUUAACUAGCAUUCUUGACAACCGUUGAAUGUUGCACUUUUAUUCAUCUUCUACAUCAAGGUAUUGUAAGAUCCCGAAUCAGUGAUCUACCUCAUAAAAUAAGUUUAUAAAUGAGAUUUGGAUAUAGAAUGUAAUCUUAUUGCCAAGUAUAAAAAAUAGCAAAUAUGAAAAACUUACCUACUUAUGCGGUACAAGUAAUAUUUUUACAAAUUGUAGUUGAGAUUUUGAAAUUUAAUCUAUUCCAUGUUUUUUCUUGAAUUUGGCUCAUUAUUGUUAGCUUUAGUUACACUCA
Messenger RNA from Amaranthus tricolor (Joseph's coat), 2279 nucleotides. RefSeq names its product crocetin glucosyltransferase, chloroplastic-like. The record is from RefSeq and is a predicted model, not a curated record. Bases 282 to 1892 code for a protein of 536 amino acids. The transcript has a single exon. NCBI's taxonomy places the organism in Eukaryota, Viridiplantae, Streptophyta, Magnoliopsida, Caryophyllales, Amaranthaceae. Gene Ontology annotation, molecular function: UDP-glycosyltransferase activity.